Stegostoma tigrinum is the source of this 2090-nucleotide messenger RNA. RefSeq names its product charged multivesicular body protein 7 (gene chmp7). Gene Ontology annotation, cellular component: cytoplasmic side of plasma membrane; ESCRT III complex; multivesicular body. NCBI's taxonomy places the organism in Eukaryota, Metazoa, Chordata, Chondrichthyes, Orectolobiformes, Stegostomatidae. The transcript is spliced from 10 exons. Bases 50 to 1402 code for a protein of 450 amino acids. The record is from RefSeq and is a predicted model, not a curated record. Gene Ontology annotation, biological process: late endosome to vacuole transport via multivesicular body sorting pathway; vesicle budding from membrane.
AAGGCGGCUGUCGGUCACGGUGAGUGACAGGGGCCCGGGCAGCGGAGCGAUGGCGGAGCCUGACGCCGAGCUUGAGCCUGUGUGCCCGGAGUGGGCGGACGAUCAGCGGAUGGCGUUCCUGUUCUCGGCCUUCAAACGGAGCCGGGACGUGAACAGCUCGGACUGGGACACCAAGCUCGCGUUCUGGGGCCCGCUGCUGCUGCAGGAGGCCGCCCGCCGCCAGAGGAUCAGCUUCAAACCGCAGGAGCUCGGCUCCUGGUUCCGCAGGAAAGGAGCUGUCCCCCUGGGACUGGACACUGUACUGCAGGACAUGGCCCGGCGAGGGCUGAUCCAGAAGGAGUCGUGCUUUGCCACGAGUAUUGAUGCUGGCUGGUUGGCGUGGGGUGUGGGCUUGUUUCUGAUUAAGCCUCUGAAGUGGACACUGACCUCUCUGCUGGGAAAUAGCAGCAUUUCCCCUGAUGAUGCCUACGUUAUUGUCGAACGCGUUCAGGAAAAGGCCGCUGAGGUUUAUCAGCUCUGUCAGAGUCACCUGCAGACUUCGCAUUCGGUGGUUUCCUUUGUACAGCUGCAGGAGAUGUGUCAGGCUGUGUGCAGAGAUGAGAAGACCUUCUACCUGUGUCUGUUGCAACUGCAGAGAGAGAAACGGGUCAUGGUGACUGAGAUUGAUGGCGAUAAGAUCGUCAAGUUCAGCCAUUCUCCGACAAACAGAGUUUCAGCAGUGACCGAGAUUGAUGUGGGUGUGUACCAGUUGGUCAAGUGUGAGAAAAUGCUGUCCCAGAAAGUGGACACCCUGUCCCAGGAGGUGGAGAGAUACAACGAGGAUGCAAGGAGUCGCCUAAAAGCUGGCAAAAAGCACUUGGCCCUGAAGUCUCUGAGAACGAGGAGGAGAGCCGAAAAACGGCUGGAGAGCAUCGAAGCCAAACUCAAUACCAUUCAGGUCAUCCUUGAUCGUAUUUACUCCUCGCAGACAGACAAAACGGUCGUGGAGGCCUAUCAGGCUGGGCUCGGAGCCUUGAGAGAGUCCAUGAAGGAUGUGAGUGUGGCGAAGGUAGAGAAGCUGAUGGACCAGAUUGAACAGUUCUGUGAUAUGCAGGAUGACAUUAACCAGACCCUUGCUGGUGAAAAUCUGGAUGCUAUGGAAGCUGUGGAUACCGAUGAACUGGAAGCUGAGUUGAAUGCUCUCCUGGACAGUCCUGCAGACGAGACUGUUCUGCUCCCAGAUGUGCCUGCGCUGCCCGGGACACUCGACGUUAAACCGGCACAGGCCGAGCCUGAGGUGAUGGAAGAGCAACUGGACACUGCGCUCAGUAAGCUCUCACUUUCUGAUCCUGGUCUGCGAGGCAGCGGUGCUGCUACUGCUCCGCCUCAGAGAGGCUCAGCCUUGCUCGAACCUGCCCAGUGAGAGCCUGCACUGAGCGAGUGGUGAGCACCAUCGAAUCUCUCUCCCUCAGCUUGUGGGGGCAAGACAAGGGGAGGUCACCGUCAAGAACACACUGCGCCCUCGAUAUGUUUGGGAUCUGGGAAACAGGUGAUCUUGGAGAAUUCUGUAUCUUGUUUUUUUAACUUUGGGAGGACAGUACGGAGUGAUUUUUUUUUAACUUUUGAAGAAAGUUGGUGGGUAAGAAGCUUCAGUCCUGGCUCCUUCAGGAUGAAGAAUCGCCCUGUCCCGGUGGGACUCUCUGAUAUUUGCCAUCGGAAAGAGCCAGUUGUAACCAGAAGGUGGCAGUUCUGAGCUCCUUUGGAGAGACUCAGUGAGUGUGUGACCCCCGUGAAUGGCAGGCCCAGAAAGAGCCAGUGCUGAGCCGGAAGAUGGGGGAACGUUGUCAGCUCUGAGCGUCAGAGAGCAUUAUCUGGGCAGGACCGAGACUGCACUGAGCGGUAUUUAUGUGGCUUGUUGUUUGUCUUUGUCUUGAGUAGCGUAGACACUGAACCCCGCGGAGAACAUCCCAGGAAGGACCCACUUCCCUCUCCACCCCAUCCUUCUAAACCUGCUGCUUGUCUGAAGUCAUCGUGACACGUGCUCUUGUGAUCGUCUGUUUGCAUUGAAUGUGUUUUGUUCAAGAACUUGACAUUGUACAAUAUUCAUGUAC